Carassius auratus (goldfish) is the source of this 3923-nucleotide messenger RNA. RefSeq names its product netrin-1-like. The transcript is spliced from 7 exons. The record is from RefSeq and is a predicted model, not a curated record. Gene Ontology annotation, molecular function: protein binding. Gene Ontology annotation, biological process: animal organ morphogenesis; dendrite development; tissue development. Gene Ontology annotation, cellular component: basement membrane. The coding region runs from base 292 to 2097 and encodes 601 amino acids. NCBI's taxonomy places the organism in Eukaryota, Metazoa, Chordata, Actinopteri, Cypriniformes, Cyprinidae.
AUACAGACAGAGCAGCAGAAAGAGAGAAGGACUGAGCUGCGACACUCAUUCACAGAGAGCAAGAAGUGUGAAUGAGAUAGGCAUUAGGCAGAGUGAGAAAGGGAGCCUUGGAAAGUAACAGCAGGUUUUCUAUUUCGUAUUGCUUGAAGGUAGGAAAAGAGAUAACAACAUACCCGGGAGAGAGAAAAGAAAGGGAGAGUACUCUAUCAUUUCUUUUUUAGACGGGUUUGCCAUACUUCUUCACCCGAGCAAAGAGCGCAGUUUCAGGGACAUUGAGGACCCCGGGUUGCAAUGAUAAGGAUUUUGGUAACGUGCGUCUCCGUGGUGUCCAUCAUCGGGAUGGUGGCCGGUGUUCGUAGUGGAUACGGAAUAAGUAUGUUCGCGGCUCAGUCCUCUCCUCCGGACCCGUGUUACGACGAGAACGGAAACCCCAGACGCUGCAUCCCCGACUUUGUGAACUCCGCGUUCGGAAAGGACGUGCGCGUGUCCAGCACCUGCGGCGCUCCUGCGACGCGAUACUGCGUGGUGACCGAGAAGGGCGAGGAAAGGUCGAGGGACUGCAACAUCUGCGACGCCACGGACCCCAAGAAGUCGCAUCCACCCGCGUACCUGACAGACCUCAACAACCCUCACAACCUCACCUGCUGGCAGUCGGACAACUACCUGCAAUACCCGCAAAAUGUGACUUUGACGCUGUCCUUGGGGAAGAAGUUCGAGGUGACUUACGUGAGCCUCCAGUUCUGCUCUCCUCGCCCUGAAUCCAUGGCCAUCUUCAAGUCCAUGGAUUACGGAAAAACCUGGGUGCCGUUUCAGUUCUACUCAACCCAGUGCAAGAGAAUGUACAACAAACCAAGCAAAGCUGCGAUCACCAAGCAGAACGAGCAGGAAGCGAUCUGCACGGACUCGCACACGGACAUGCAGCCGUUAACAGGUGGACUCAUCGCGUUCAGCACGCUGGACGGCAGACCCUCCGCGCACGACUUCGACAACUCUCCCGUUCUGCAGGACUGGGUCACGGCCACCGAUAUCAAAGUGACCUUCAACCGGCUGCACACGUUCGGGGACGAGAACGAGGAUGACUCGGAGCUCGCCAGGGACUCGUAUUUUUACGCCGUGUCUGACCUGCAGGUCGGCGGUCGGUGUAAGUGUAACGGGCACGCGUCAAAGUGCGUAAAGGACCGAGAAGGGAACCUAGUGUGCGAGUGCAAGCACAACACGGCGGGACCGGAGUGUGACAGGUGUAAGCCGUUCCACUACGACCGUCCGUGGCAGCGCGCGACGGCCAGAGAGGCCAACGAGUGUGUCGCCUGUCACUGUAACCUACAUGCCCGCCGCUGCCGCUUCAACAUGGAGCUGUAUAAGCUAUCGGGCCGCAGGAGUGGAGGAGUCUGUCUCAACUGCAGACACAACACAGCCGGACGCCACUGCCACUACUGUAAAGAGGGCUACUACAGAGACAUGACCAAGGCUAUCUCACACAGACGCGCAUGCAAAGCUUGUGAUUGUCAUCCGGUUGGCGCAGCUGGUAAGACCUGUAACCAGACGACCGGACAGUGCCCAUGCAAAGAUGGUGUGACUGGCAUCACCUGCAACCGCUGCGCUAAAGGAUACCAGCAAAGCAGAUCACCUAUCGCCCCCUGUAUCAAGAUUCCUGUUGCUGCACCCACAGUCACCUACAGCAGUUCACAAGAGCCCACAGACUGUGACUCUCACUGUAAGACUCCCAAGGGCAAGAUGAAGGUUACCAUGAAGAAAUACUGCAAGAAAGAUUAUGCUGUCCAGGUUCACGUGCUGAAAGGAGAUAAGACGGGCGAGUGGUGGAAAUUCACCAUCAACAUCAUAUCUGUCUAUAAGCAGCGUGGACAUCGCAUUCGCAGAGGAGACCAGCUCCUGUGGAUCCGUGCCAAAGACGUGGCCUGCAAGUGUCCCAAAAUUAAACCCGGGAGGAAGUACCUGCUGAUGGGGUCUGACAGCGAGGACUCGCGCGGUCAGAGCGGCGUGGUGGCAGACAAGGGCAGCCUGCUCAUCCCGUGGAAGGACCUGUGGGCCCGUCGGCUCAGGAAAUUUCAGCAACGUGUCAAGAGGGGCAAGUGUUAGAAAACAAAAAAACAUGGAGGAAAAAACAGAGAGAUUGAAGAACCGGAGAGAAGGAAAGAAAAAUAAUGAGCCGAGCAACGUUGGAGCAGAUGGAUUGACGAUUGAUCAGAGCUGUGGUGAAGGACAACCAGAUGUGCAGUUUUGCCUUCCGUUGUUUAGCGUGUUUUUUUUCCCCCAUCAAGAUUUUAUUUUUUCAUAUCUUCAAUUUUGCAGAAUUUGCACCUACUAUUAAGCAUACAUAUGUAGAGUGGUUUAUGUGUGAUCCUUUCUGGUGUCUCUUUAUAAAGGAUAAAAAAAAGAAAAAGAUAAAAGCUACUGAGUCAGUUUAUCUAUGUGAAUGUUUUCCUGAAGAAGAAGUGUGUUGGCGGUCGUCAUUUCUACGAACUUACAGUGGGGUCCAAACGUCUGCGACACUUUGAAAGUCUGGAUCUAAAACAGAAAAUUGUAGAAUUUUGAAAAUUCCAGAUGACCUGUGGUGCAGCUUUUUUUUUAAAUGAAACAUUUAGUUUUUAAUUUGAAAAAUGCUUAAUAAAAGCCUUUCAUUAACGCUCUCAGUCUUUUGGGCCCUAUUGUACAGGCAGCAUUUGCAUAUGUGUGAUUAUGAUAGAAUCAUAAAACAAGAUCUGUCAAGCCAAUACUUGCCAAAAUGACACAAAGCAUCCUUUAUGUUCCUUCCUCUCAGAUAGAAAAUCUGUUGACAAUACCUCACCGUUGCUGAUCAGAAGAAUCUGAUUGGUUCAAAAUGGCAUGACAUCAUAAUGUUUAUUUGGUGCGAAAAGCUAUGCCGACUUUUGGCUUUUGAUACUAACUGUGGUGAUCUUUAAAGUGUGAAGUCUACCCUCUGUUCCAUAACUAGUUGUAGUCUGAGUUGAGUUAUAAAUAUAGAUUAUUAUUUUUAACCACUUCAUGAUUUUUGAGUUGAAAAAAAAAGUGUAUUUUUCACUGUGAAUGAGAAGUUCACUUAAAACAGGUCACUAUUAUAUUUAGUGUAAUCUUGUUUUAUUUCUAAAAAAUUUCCCAGAUGCAGUAAUAAUCAAAAUUAAGAGUGAAAAAAAGCCUGAAAUCUCCUAGAGUUUGGUAAAAUUGUAACGCUCUAGAUUGUAAAUUUGCGACGUCCUGUAUGUCAUUGCUAAGGUUUAGUGAUAAAGUGAUGGAGGAUAUAAGAAAAAUAAACAAUGUACACAAGCCUGAAUGGUCUAUAUUUACCAGUGUAUGCAAACAUAAGUUUACACCCACUAAUAUAAAUCAGCUAAAAUGGCUCUUAUUAUCCAGAGAAACAAACAAUGUUCUGUGUUAUCACUUAUGGUGUCCCUUUCUUUCUUCUGGUACUUCACUAAGGUGAUAUGCUCUACUGUUUUUGUACAGUUGUUGUUAUUGUUUUAUGAUAUUUAGUAGAUUAUAUUCAAAUGCAAUUAACCAUUUUUUUAUGCCAUGAACAUGAUAUUCUGAAAAUAAGAAUUUUUUUUUUGUUGUUGUUAUUUACAUGAGUUGAUAGUGUAGUGAGAUUGUUGUACUAUGUCUGUGUGACAGGAUAAUGAACACACACACACACACACACACACACACACAGUUUAACGUGCAGUCACUGUCCAGCUCUGAAACUCUGACAGUGUCUAUGAACUGAAAGUCAAUGAUUAUGGUUUAUUAAAACUCACAGUUGUGUGGAGACACCCCUGACCUCACAAGUAGACUUUGACCAGUUUUCCAGACAUUUUGGAAAAUGACUUUGAACACAUAUAUACUUUUUUUUUUUUUUUUUUUUUUUUUUUUUUGAUGAAGGCAUUUACAAUGAUGAUUUACUGUGUACAUUGCAAAAGCUGUGUAUU